CUGUCCGGUUUCGUUGCCCCACAGGGUGCGCCGCCGGCCAUACCCACUUCGUUCACUACGAAUUUUGCCGACGUCCGAUUCCGCGGACCAGUUGGUAAUAAUUCAAACUACAACGUAUUGCCAUAUGCCAGAGUGGUCUACCCAUUCACCGCCGAAUAUGGAAAUGAGCUCAGCCUUAAAGUCGAUGACAUCGUCUCCAUAACCAGAAGAGUAGACAAGGACUGGCUCGAAGGUUCGGUUAAUGGAAAAUCAGGAAUAUUUCCUCAGUCGUUUGUGCAGAUUGUCGUAGAUCUGCCUAAUGAUCACCAAAAUUUAAUGGAAAACAAACGAGCUAGUGUAGUGGAUGAAGGGAUUGGCUUCGCAACCGUCCGAUACGAUUUUGUAGCCAGACAAAGUGAUGAGCUUAGUGUUAAAAUGGGCGAUUCCGUCAGGAUUCUCAAAAUGGUAAGAACAUUGUUUAAUUUCUGUCCCAAUAUUGAGUCAGAUCACAAUCUUGUAGUUUUCUACACUUGGCAACAAUUCAUUCGUUGCACCUCCUACCGUACCGAAUUGGCGCACGUCCACAAGACUGGAGGAUCCUCAACAGCCUUCAGGUUUUUAUUUUUGUGGUCCUUAUUUGUUAUAUGGCAUUAUUUCACUGUUAGAUACCUAAACGAGACUUAUUUAGCCAAGGCUUCGUCUCACGCAUGGGCUACAUUCGGUGAUGAUUGGGGUAUUGCUGCCGAGAAAAAGCCUCCUCCUGCUCGACCUCCUCCGCCGAAGGUAGUCCUUUCCUCAUUUUUCUUUUCAACUCGUUUCUAUAGCCGUUUUUUCCGUUAUUCCUUUUUUUUUUUACGGAGCUUAUCUUAUUUCAGGUUGCAGCCAUGUCUCCUUCAGAUCUUGGAAGAACUGAUUAAUACGGAACUACAGUUUAUCACUGAUAUAAAUGCAUAUACAGAGGCAGUCGAUGGGAGUACACGUUUAUCGCCAAAGCAAAAGGUGAUAAUGAAGAAUGGAUGUGCCCAAGUUGUUGAAUUGGCCCGUGCACUUGUGCAGGGGCUAACGAAUGAACAAAUGAAACCAAUUGAACAGCAAAUGAUUGGUGAAUGCUUUCUGAGGCUUCGUAAAUCUUUCGGGAAUACCUAUGGAUAUUAUUUCCGAAAUAUCGACCAUAUAAACUCUCUACUAAUGAGGACGGAUUCGAAGAUUGAAACGGCUUUACGGGAGCUUGUGGUCCGUAUGCGAGCGAGUGGUGCGGGUGUGUUUGAUGCAUCUACUGCCAUAAGCCGACCUGUGCAGCGUUGUGUCAAGUAUCCAUUGUUUCUUAGUGAAAUAGCAAAGUACACUGCUCUGAAUCAUCCUGACCAUCCUAAGUUACUUGAGGCAAUAAAACAGCUGUCUCACCUAGGAUCAAAGAUGAAUGAAAGCAAAAGAAGAAAGGAAUUGACUCGAAAGUAUAGCGAAGAGCCGUCAAACACCUCAAUCAGUGAUAGACUUUCAAAGUUUACCAUGCACUCUAUAAAGAAGAAAACCAACCGUUUCACAUAUCGUAUGGGUUCCUCGCUUGGCGUGGUUAAACUAACCCGAGACGCUGAUUUCGAUAGAUUGGUGUGUGAGUUAGAUCAAGCGGAGCGACGGCUAGUUCGUUUCAACUAUAUGCUUGUCAUCUACCGAAAGAAGAUGUUUUAUGAAACACGGCAGCUCAUACAAAAACGGCUCAUAGAACCGAGUAAGACUUUGAGCAUGAAUGCUGACGCUCAAACUUUUCCCUUCCAUGACAUGAUUAAAGACUUAGCGGUUGAUCUAAAUAUUAAAGUCCGAGAUGAGAUCGUGAAGGCAUUACGAGCUAUUCCGAAGAAGCUCAUCCGUAAGCGAAACGAUAAACUCAUGGAUUACGAAGCAGCGAAAUCCAGUAACAAGAUGGUAAAGUCAGAUUUCAUGUCAAAGUUCAAGGAUUUUGAAGCCUUAAAUAAUCAAGUAAAACAAACUCUACCCAAAGUAAUCGAAGUGCUUAACACAUUACAUCAUGAUUCAGUGUCUCUUCUCAGAAAAUUUGUUGGGUUUGUUUAUGGUCGUAUGAUUUUUAAGAAUUUCUUCUUCCAGUCGCGCUUGAUUGUCCCUGGAAUGAGUUGUUUCGCAAACUACUAUGAUCCAGAUAGAUUGAAACCUCUUAACAAUAUCGUAAAUAAGGUUUGCUGUUCCUUUUUUCUUUAG
Angiostrongylus costaricensis is the source of this 2193-nucleotide messenger RNA. The record is from the annotation of a GenBank genome assembly. Lineage: Eukaryota; Metazoa; Nematoda; Chromadorea; Rhabditida; Metastrongylidae.